AUGCCAGUUGCCGCCACCAACUCUGAGUCUGCCAUGCAGCAAGUCCUGGACAACCUGGGAUCCCUCCCCAAUGCCACGGGGGCAGCCGAACUGGACCUGAUCUUCCUUCGAGGCAUUAUGGAAAGUCCUAUAGUGAGAUCCCUGGCCAAGGUAGACAUGCCUGUGCUUUGGAAUCUCCAGAAUCUCCUGUUUGUUCUUAGGAGAUUCAUGCCGAAGUACUUUGAGGCCCAUGAGCGGCUGGAGGAGACGAAGCUGGAGGCCGUGCGGGACAACAACGUGGAGCUGGUGCAGGAGAUCCUGCGGGACCUGGCGCAGCUGGCCGAGCGGAGCAGCACGGCGGCUGAGCUGGCCCGCAUCCUCCAGGAGCCCCACUUCCAGUCCCUCCUGGAGACGCACGACUCUGUGGCCUCAAAGACCUAUGAGACACCACCCCCCAGCCCUGGCCUGGACCCCACGUUCAGCAACCAGCCCUUGCCUCCUGAUGCGGUGCGCAUGGUGGGCAUCCGCAAGACGGCUGGAGAGCAUCUGGGUGUGACAUUCCGCGUGGAGGGUGGCGAGUUGGUGAUCGCACGCAUUCUGCACGGGGGCAUGGUGGCUCAGCAAGGCCUACUACAUGUGGGCGACAUCAUCAAGGAGGUGAACGGGCAGCCGGUGGGCAGCGACCCCCGCGCGCUGCAGGAGCUCCUGCGCAACUCCAGCGGCAGCGUUAUCCUCAAGAUCCUGCCCAGCUACCAGGAGCCCCAUCUGCCCCGCCAGGUAUUUGUGAAAUGCCACUUUGACUAUGACCCAGCCAGAGACAGCCUUAUCCCCUGCAAGGAAGCCGGCCUGCGCUUCAAUGCUGGGGACCUGCUUCAGAUUGUAAACCAGGACGACGCCAACUGGUGGCAGGCGUGCCACGUAGAAGGGGGCAGCGCUGGGCUCAUCCCCAGUCAGCUACUGGAGGAGAAGCGGAAAGCCUUUGUCAAGCGGGACCUGGAGCUGACACCCACCUCAGGGACCCUGUGCGGCAGCAUUUCAGGAAAGAAAAAGAAGCGAAUGAUGUACUUGACCACCAAGAAUGCAGAGUUUGACCGCCAUGAGUUGCUCAUUUAUGAGGAGGUGGCCCGCAUGCCCCCCUUCCGCCGGAAAACCCUGGUGCUGAUCGGGGCUCAGGGUGUGGGCCGGCGCAGCCUGAAGAACAAACUCAUCAUGUGGGAUCCGGAUCGCUAUGGCACCACAGUGCCCUACACGUCCCGGAGGCCCAAGGACUCAGAACGGGAAGGCCAGGGUUACAGCUUUGUGUCCCGUGCGGAGAUGGAGGCUGACAUCCGUGCUGGGCGAUACCUGGAACAUGGUGAAUACGAGGGCAACUUGUAUGGCACACGUAUCGACUCCAUCCGGGGCGUGGUCGCUGCCGGCCGGGUGUGUGUGCUGGAUGUCAACCCCCAGGCAGUGAAGGUCCUGAGAACAGCUGAGUUUGUCCCUUAUGUGGUGUUCAUCGAGGCCCCUGACUUUGAGACCCUGCGAGCCAUGAACCGGACGGCGCUGGAGAGUGGGGUGUCCACCAAACAGCUCACGGAGGCGGACCUGAGACGGACAGUGGAGGAGAGCAGCCGCAUCCAGAGGGGCUACGGGCAUUACUUCGACCUCAGUCUGGUCAAUAGCAACCUGGAGAGGACCUUCCGUGAACUCCAGGCCGCCUUGGAGAAGCUGCGCACGGAGCCCCAGUGGGUGCCCGUCAGCUGGGUGUACUGAGCCUGUUCUCCUGGACCUCGGCCCUCUGGGUUGUGACCCAGAACCCUGAAUCCGUCCUCUUCCCAACCGUGAGCCCCAGCCAUGAUC
Messenger RNA from Eubalaena glacialis (North Atlantic right whale), 1821 nucleotides. RefSeq names its product MAGUK p55 scaffold protein 2 (gene MPP2). Gene Ontology annotation, cellular component: plasma membrane; cell-cell junction. Gene Ontology annotation, molecular function: protein binding. The coding region runs from base 1 to 1734 and encodes 577 amino acids. The transcript has 14 exons. The record is from RefSeq and is a predicted model, not a curated record. NCBI's taxonomy places the organism in Eukaryota, Metazoa, Chordata, Mammalia, Artiodactyla, Balaenidae.